AUGACUCAUUUGAGGCUACUACCUAGGUACCUUGCCGCUAGAGCCUUUCUUUGCGUUGCAUUUUACCCGGGCCAGCCAGGCAUUGUGUUGGAUCAUGUGUCACGUCUUUUGCAACGCAGGCCACAUACGGUCAUACUGAGCCGACGUUGUGAUUUACUCGGUGGGUCCUCUAGGAGACCUAGCAAUCAUAUUUUCCUGUCCUUACCGGACAUGCAGGAUACGCACGGUAUAAUACAGCGGCGAUGCUAUCACAUUCCCAGUAAACAGAACCGGCCCAGGGCAACAUCCGUCGCCAGCAGAAUUGGUCCGGACUUCUUGAAUCAAUCCUGA
This is a messenger RNA of Chaetomium strumarium, 330 nucleotides long. RefSeq lists its product as uncharacterized. Lineage: Eukaryota; Fungi; Ascomycota; Sordariomycetes; Sordariales; Chaetomiaceae. The transcript has 7 exons. The coding region runs from base 1 to 330 and encodes 109 amino acids. The record is from RefSeq and is a predicted model, not a curated record.